UUUCAUGUUUCAUUCGUCGUUAACAUUGGCUGAGGCAGAAAUUUGUAUCAUUAGUCGAGUUUGAGUGUUUGACUCUUUGCUAAACGCUCAAGUGACAGGGAAAAUGGUAAAUAACAUCGGGAGAAGUAGGAACUCGCUCUCCUCAUUUCAUUUAAGUUAGCAGCAACCAGCAGGAGGUGAAUAUGAGAGUGUUGAACUAGAAAUUAGGGGCAUUAAGGUCUAUGUUUUGUACAUGCAAAGCCAGCAAAUGCAAACUAUUCUCAUACGGAUUGUUCUGGAAUAAAAGUGUUUUAGGCCUUCCAAGCAUGAUAUUUUUCCUUUAUAAAAAGAACAGUGUGUAAACUAUGCGAUAGACGAGGCAAGUGUUCCCUAAUCUUGCAAAAUACCUUAUCAAUUCGACUGAAAAUAUUUGUUUUUUUAAAACGUGAAUAUUGGCGACAUCAAACGCAUUUAUCGCUUCUACAAUGUUUAUUUUCCGCAUUCCGGAAAAACAUUAAUGGCAAUUCUUGAUUUUUGAGAACUGAAAUAGCAUAUUGCCAAUGGCUUGAAGAUAAUGAUCACAAGAUACAGGACGCCACAGCAUCUGGUUUAAUAUUCAUCUCAUCACAUGGACAAAUUUAAUAGGAAUAAUGAAAGUUGAAUCUGAGCCCAGUUAUUCCAGUUGACGCGGCCCAGUUCAGUAAACCUGAGUUUGGUUAACUUCGCGCGCAUUAUUUGCCAGCUGUAUAUCGAAAAAGAUUUACACGGAUGCUUUUUAUAGGCAAAGGGUUGUUAAUUGGUUCGCUAAUUUUAUCAGCCAAUCAGCAAUAAGAAAUCGUAGCCGCAGCUGUGUGGCUCUGAAGUGGUUGGCUCUCAAAGGUCAACUGAAGCCUUUUUGAACAACAGGAUAAUGAAGAAAUUCGUGGGAAAAUUGACCCAGACAUUCGCAGUCCAGUGGUAGCUGUUUUCAUUGCAUGUACCCACAGCGUUAUGUGCUGUGAUUCACAACUGUGCUAUGCUUUAUCAGCAAAACUGCAAAAAUCUCACAGGUGCAAGCAUUUAACUGACCCAAAUAGAUCUUCAAAAAGUUCAAAAGAUUCGUUGAACAUUUGAACUGAACUAAGAAGCAAAUGUUAGGAAACCGGCUUGGAAUGUUUCAACAGGAGCUCUAUCGAUUUUAACAGAUAUAUUUUUUUGAACUAAACUGAAAAAAGCUCGUUUGUUUGGUUAAGAUCAAUAAAAUAAUAUGAAAUGCAAUUUCAAACUGAGGUAUUCAAAAAUGUGGUAAUAAGUACAAAUCGUGAAAAAACAAACCCAACUCUGUGGGGGUUAAGAAUAUGCGCGUUCUGGCUCACUAUACAACCCAAGUAGGUUGGAGUAAAUUUAUGCACUAGAAAAGUUUAAUAAACCUAUAAAAAAAAUGAUUUUCUUUAUUUCUUUCCUGGCAAUCGUCACGAGAUCUUGUGCAAUAUUGAUGCUGCAUAUGUUUUCCUUAUUUCGGUGGCUAACAUAAACAGUGUUCCUUCCUAAUAACCAUUCGCAGUAACGUGAUAUGACACGUCGUGUUUUCUUACAUGUAGACACCUGGGAGGUUACAUAAACAAGGGGUUCCACAGUCAACUAAUGAACUUAGCAGAUUAUGGCUUACCAAGUGCGAGAAAUACAGUUCUACUUCUCGAAAAUCGUUCUCUGUAAUAAAUGGAGACGCUUUAUAUUCAUAUUAAGCAAUUUGCGUCGUUUCUCGUGCUCUCGUGCAUCGCGUUGCGCUAUCUCCCGCAUUGCAGCGCUAUGUUUUGACUGCAAACAUUCCAUGACAGAUUAUUCCGCGCCUUUCGAUGCUUCUUAGAUCAAAGGCAAUCGUCUGUGAUUAACUGCUUGUCAAGAGAUACAUUAGCAUAUAUUCCGCUUCUUGGUUUGCGCGUCUGUUGCGCACCUCGAUUCAGAACCUACAACAUUCUCGAAAGUCGCGCAAGUGUCUUUAAACGCAGUUAACGUCGUCGGGUGACUGGCAUCGUCGACUGUAACAUAAGAGGCUAUAUGCUGCGCGAAAUAUGUAAAUAAGGUUUUUUAACUACUUUACUCUUCGGAAGAAAUAACUUACUGGAUUUUUAUUGAUCUUACUCAAGUGUCAGGAAUUUCACUAUAAGAUCAAUAUGGAGAGAUGACGUUUGUAGGAUAGAUUUAAAAAACGUUGCAAGGAACUAAGGUUUAUCAUAUUUGAUGCAACCGACAGAAAAAGCUUGGUUUGAAAGUAUGGAAUGUUGCUGCACACAUGAUGUACACAAAAAACGACUGCAAACAUUGGGCAAGGUUCCUAACAUCGAAUAUCCCACUAGCUCUAAAAUUUCUGCGAAAAGAAACGAAGAAAGUGGACAUUCUCCUGACAAUAUUAACAUGCGCGUUAACGACCGUUUUACAGAAUCUCACGUCAGCAGAGAUACUGGUGUUCUUGGUGACCAAAAGUAUCAUAAAGAACAGACUGCUUUUAUCGAAAGUCAGUGUACUUGGGAUGUAUCUGAAAAUUAUAAAUCAGACACUGAUGAUUUAGGAAAUAAGCAUUUUCUGGUAAAAAAUUUAACCGAGGACAAACAGAAUAAGAGAGUCGAUUCUUCAAGAAAAAUACAACAGAAUUCAGGUGUAUCACAUGGUUCUGAAAGUUUACAAACUGGGAGUUCGGGAGUACAAACCAAUUGCAAUGGCAACUACAGGCAACUACUACGAACUGAGCAUUUGGCUUUCAACACUGAUUCAAGCUUGCAAAAUUCUCAUUUAUCUGGCGAUAAACCGAUGUCACAUACUGGUACUACUCGCCAUUUUAGUGCACCUUGCGAGCAUGUUGUUCCAACAUCUAAGAAAUCAACCAGCGAUGAUGGUAUGUCUUGUCGUAUCUGUCACAGUGCAUCAGACCUUGAAAAUUUGGUCAGUCCAUGUUUGUGCACUGGUUCUAUGAAGUACGUCCACGAAUCAUGCUUAUUGAACUGGUUAAAGAGUUCUUUUAAAACGAACUGUGAAUUGUGUUUACACGAGGUACCAGUUAGAAAAAUGGUGAAACCGCUUAGAGAGUGGCGUUUUCUUGAUGAAAAACCAGUGGCUAUAAUAUGGUUGCUGUCUUUUCUAAUCCUUUUAACCCUCAACAUUCUCUCCGUGAUAAAAGAUGCUUCCCGCGGGUGCACAACAACUACAUGCGUUGUCUUUUACGUACUGGGCUGUACUGGUGCCAUAUUAGGCGUUGUUUUUCUAUGGUUUUGGGCCAAGAAAAGUGCUGUCUAUUUCACAAAGUUGCUCACAUUAAAUCAAGUUUGGUUACUCGAUACGAAACGUAAACAAAGGGCAGAAAAGAAACCAAGAACGUUUAACCUAACUGUAAAAUAUGUUUGACUUAUUUGGUAUGAAUAAUGAAAGGUUGUGCAUGAAUAAAGUAGAACUUAAAAAUAAAAGAAAGAGUCCAAUCUAGACUCUGGUCAGACUUUCAGAAACGUAUUCAAGUAUCGUAAAAACAUGAAAUUUCAAACUAUUGUGUACUGAUUUGUCUUAUCGUGGGUUUUAAGCCAGGAAGUGAUAGACUGAAAUUCGCAGCACGCUUGAUUGGAUGAAGUUAUAGGAACAUUGUGAGCUAUUAUGGCUAAAAUUAUUGUCUCAUAGCUGAUAGCUAUCGUAAAAGAUUCUUGUAAAAAUAUAUCAAAUUGCGUAAACACAAUAGCCUGUUUUACUCAUUAUGGCGGCCAGGGAUUUUGGCUUUUAAAAUCUGCGUCACGGUAUACUGGUAUAUGGUGUAUUCCACAUUCUUGAAGGUCCAAUAUAAAUUAUACUGGUAUAUGGUGUAUUCGACCUUGUUAUAAUAAAAAAAGUUAGUGAAGGUCUA
Molecule: messenger RNA, 3841 nt
Organism: Dendronephthya gigantea
Lineage: Eukaryota; Metazoa; Cnidaria; Anthozoa; Malacalcyonacea; Nephtheidae
Product: peroxisome biogenesis factor 2-like
Exons: 3
Coding region: 2200-3357 (385 amino acids)
Biological process (GO): protein import into peroxisome matrix; protein ubiquitination
Cellular component (GO): peroxisomal membrane
Molecular function (GO): ubiquitin-protein transferase activity; zinc ion binding
Source: RefSeq, a predicted model, not a curated record